This is a messenger RNA of Gamsiella multidivaricata, 846 nucleotides long. RefSeq lists its product as uncharacterized. NCBI's taxonomy places the organism in Eukaryota, Fungi, Mortierellomycota, Mortierellomycetes, Mortierellales, Mortierellaceae. The transcript is spliced from 2 exons. Bases 1 to 846 code for a protein of 281 amino acids. The record is from RefSeq and is a predicted model, not a curated record.
AUGAACAAGAUCCUGCUGGCGCUGCCACCACCCGCCCUGCAGUACUCUGCCAACCUGAUUUCGUUCUACUUUCAACACGUACGACCGCGCCAGGUCAUGGUGCGUAAACACCUUCGUCGCCUUAUCCUCCUGGUCCUGUUGCUCAACCUCAAGUCCCUGCCGGGGGUGUUCCACGCAAAGAUGGGCCUCCGCAUCGCAGCCGUGCAGCUGUAUUCGUUGAGCCAUCGCAAAGGAUUCAGGAUUAAACCAACAGACACCAGCGUGGUCAGAGAACGGGUCUGGGUCGAUGACCUCGACCUCAACUUCCAUUUCUCGAACAGUUCCUAUGGUAAGAACUGUGACUAUGCGAGGGUCAAGUACGUGACAUCCCUCUUCGGCUCCAGUGUCCUCCCGUUGCACCCACUUCGCAAGAUCGCCUUCGUGUUGGGAGGGAACCAAUUUUUGUUCAAGAAAGAGAUCACACUCUUCCAGUCCUUCGAGAUCCGAACUCGAUUGUUGGCCUGGAACCAGAAAUGGUUCGUGAUCGAACACAGGAUGUAUACUCCUUCUCGCAAAACUGAAGGCGCAGGAGAACAGACAUUGUGCGCAAUUGGCAUCUCCAAGUUCGUGUUGAAGCACGCAGGUGGGUCAUGGAAGAACAAGACGAUUCCGUUCCUGGACGCACUCGAGAUGGUCGGACAUGAUGUCAAAGAGCUCAGGGUGCUUGAGGCCAAGUCUGAUGGUGGAAACGUAGUCCUGUUGCCAAAGGAGGAGCUCGAGUUCAGGUCGUUUGAUGGCUGGACCCACCGUGGGGCAGCUGUUGGCAAUGCACUCGAGUUGUGUGAACAUAUGUUGGCACAGGAGUAA